Messenger RNA from Pleurotus ostreatus (oyster mushroom), 1140 nucleotides. RefSeq lists its product as uncharacterized. The transcript has 8 exons. NCBI's taxonomy places the organism in Eukaryota, Fungi, Basidiomycota, Agaricomycetes, Agaricales, Pleurotaceae. The coding region runs from base 1 to 1140 and encodes 379 amino acids. Gene Ontology annotation, molecular function: oxidoreductase activity, acting on paired donors, with incorporation or reduction of molecular oxygen; monooxygenase activity; heme binding. The record is from RefSeq and is a predicted model, not a curated record.
AUGGGUGUUUCAUCACUCGUCGCGCUAGGAGCUCUCCUGGCCACCGUUUACCUCUGGCAACGCAAAUCCAAGAAGAGCCUGGGUGCACUACCGCCAGGCCCGAAACCUGUACCGUUGUUAGGCAAUAUCUUGGACCUAACUGCUAAAGAACUUUGGCUACCUGCGAUGAAGUGGGCGAAAGAGUUUGGAUCUGUCACGUACUUGCACGUACUCGGUCAAGGUCUCGUUUUCUUGAAUACCAGCGAAGCGGCGUUCGACUUGCUGGAGCGCAAGGGAUCUACCUACUCCGACAAGCCAUAUCUGGUGAUGGUCUGUGAGCUUUGUGGGUGUGAGAACAUGGUUGCGUUCACCCCCUACGGCGACCAGAGCAGGCGGCAACGUAAACUCCUGCACCGCGCGUUCGGUACCCAAGUUAUUCCGCAAUACUUCCCCCUCAUCGAAAACUCUACAAAAGCUUUCUUGCAACGCUUGCUCGUCGAUUCUAGCGAAUGGGUUAAACAUACUAAACUAUACGCUGGAAGUCUCACUCUUUCGACUGUCUACGGCUACGAACUUCGUUCCAGCGACGAUAAAUUCUUGAAGCUUGCUGAUGAAUGUGUGGACAUCCUUUCGAAUCGAAUUGCGUCAGGGGGAGGCAUUUGGCCCGUUGAUAUAUUCCCUUCACUCAAGAAACUUCCGCUAUGGGCUCCUGGAUCAGGUUUCCUUCAUAGUGCUCAGAAAUGGAAACGUAAGAUGGAAGAGUUCGUAGAUGAACCAUAUGAAUUUGUGAAGACGUCCUUGAAAUCCGGCACUGCUAAACCAUCGUUCUGCUCUACGCUCUUAUUGGAUGACGAGGAGAAGAGAUCGGAGACAUUCGAAUUCGACUUGAAAUGGACCGCCAAUUCGAUGUACUCUGCCAGCAUAGAUACCACCCUUACGGCUGUCUCGCACUUCCUUCUUGCCAUCAUGCAGUACCCUGCCGAGCUCGCCAAAGCACAGAAGGAGAUCGAUUCUGUUGUUGGUUCUGAUAGGCUCCCAACGUUCGCCGACAGGCCCUUCCUCCCCUACGUUGAGGCUCUGUAUAAGGAAACACUCCGAUGGGCCGCACCAGUGCCACUGAGUGAGAGAAUCGCUGCUUUCACAAGCUUGCUGGCGUAUUAA